CGCCGGCUUCUGGGCCUUGUAGUCCGGGGGCCAGUGGCCGCCUGUCCCCCGGCCCGGCCCGGGACUACCGUCCCCACAUGGCCUUGCGCCCCGGCGCAUGAGCUCUGGGGCUCCUUAGCGCAUCUAUUAUACUGCCUUGCCGAGGAUAAAAAGAAGAGCAACUGGAGGGACUAUAAGGCAAACGUUGCUGGAGCUGCCGGGGCAAAGUUGUAUGGUUGCACCCUGGAAAUGGGAUGUCAGUCCCGUUCAGGGAGCAUAAAGGAAGAAAGAAAAUCUCCCAGUUGCUGCUGCUGUGACAGCGAGUGAGAGCAGGAAAAUGUCGACAGUCACAUCAGCAAUCCAGGCUCCUCAGGGGCCUGUGAAUCCGCCACCUCCCGAGGUCACUAAUCCUAACAAGCCUGGCAGGAAGACCAACCAAUUGCAAUAUAUGCAAAAUGUUGUGGUAAAGACCUUGUGGAAGCAUCAGUUUGCUUGGCCUUUCUACCAACCUGUUGAUGCAAUUAAAUUGAACUUGCCGGAUUAUCACAAAAUAAUAAAAAACCCCAUGGACAUGGGGACCAUCAAGAAGCGCCUGGAACAUAACUAUUACUGGAGUGCCAGUGAAUGUAUGCAGGAUUUCAACACCAUGUUUACAAAUUGUUACAUUUAUAACAAGCCCACAGAUGACAUCGUCCUCAUGGCCCAAGCCCUGGAGAAGAUAUUUCUGCAGAAGGUUGCCCAGAUGCCUCAAGAGGAAGUUGAAUUAUUACCCCCAGUUCCUAAAGGCAAAGGUCGCAAGCCAUCAGCGGGCACACAGAGUGCAGGAGCCCAGCAAGCAGUGGCCGUGUCUUCCGUCUCCCCGCCGGCCCCCUUCCAGAGCGUCCCUCCAGCCGUGUCUCAGACGCCCGUCAUUGCUGCCACCCCCGUGCCAACCAUCACUGCUAAUGUCCCGCCUGUCACUGCCCCUCCCGCCGCUGCGCCCCCUCCGCCUGCCGCUCCGAUAAUGCCUGUGGUGCCUCCUACGCCGCCGGUAGUCAAGAAAAAGGGAGUGAAGAGGAAAGCAGACACCACAACCCCCACCACCUCGGCCAUCACUGCCAGCCGCAGCGAGUCGCCCACGCCCCUCUCGGACCCCAAACAGGCCAAAAUCAUCGCCCGGCGGGAGAGCGGCGGGGGGGGCAUCAAACCACCAAAGAAGGACCUUGAGGAUGGAGAGGUCCCUCAGCAUGCAGGGAAGAAGGGCAAACUGUCUGAGCACCUCAAGUACUGUGACAGCAUUCUCAAGGAGAUGCUCUCAAAGAAGCAUGCAGCCUAUGCAUGGCCCUUUUACAAGCCUGUUGAUGCAGAGGCCUUGGAAUUACAUGACUAUCAUGAUAUUAUCAAACACCCCAUGGAUCUCAGUACUGUUAAAAAAAAAAUGGACAGUCGGGAAUACCAGGACGCCCAAGGUUUUGCAGCAGAUAUUCGGUUAAUGUUCUCUAAUUGUUACAAGUACAAUCCUCCAGACCACGAAGUGGUAGCGAUGGCCAGGAAGCUCCAGGAUGUCUUCGAGAUGAGGUUUGCCAAGAUGCCCGAUGAGCCAGCAGAGGUCCCACCUCCACCUCCACCAACAGCACCAGUGGUGAGCAAAAGCACAGAGAGCAGUCACAGCAGUGAGGAGAGCUCGUCUGACUCAGAUAGCUCCGACUCAGAAGAAGAGCGAGCGACUCGGCUGGCGGAGCUCCAGGAGCAGCUGAAGGCUGUCCAUGAGCAGCUAGCAGCAUUGUCACAAGCACCAGUGAACAAACCAAAGAAAAAAAAAGAGAAGAAGGAAAAAGAGAAGAAAAAGAAAGAUAAAGAGAGAGAAAAAGAAAAGCACAAAGUAAAAGUUGAGGAGGAGAAGAAACCCAAGGUGGCUCAACCACCAAAACAAACCCAGCAGAAGAAAGCCCCAGCUAAGAAAGCAAACAGCACAACCACAGCUAACAGGCAGCCCAAGAAAGGAGGCAAACAGGCAUCUGCAACCUACGAUUCAGACGAGGAGGAGGAAGGUCUUCCCAUGACCUAUGAUGAGAAACGACAGCUCAGCUUGGACAUCAACCGCCUGCCCGGAGAGAAGCUGGGCAGGGUAGUGCACAUCAUCCAGUCCAGGGAACCUUCCCUCAGAGACUCCAAUCCUGAUGAGAUAGAAAUAGAUUUUGAAACAUUGAAGCCCACAACUUUACGAGAACUGGAGAGAUACGUGAAAUCUUGUUUACAGAAAAAACAAAGGAAACCAUUUUCUGCAAGUGGAAAAAAGCAAGCAGCAAAGUCAAAAGAAGAGUUAGCUCAGGAAAAGAAGAAAGAACUAGAAAAGCGAUUACAGGAUGUCAGUGGGCAGCUAAACAACAACAAGAAACCUGCAAAGAAAGAGAAAUCUGGCUCGGCUGCCUCCGGAGGCCCUUCCCGGCUCAGCAGCAGCAGCUCCUCGGAGUCCGGGAGCAGCAGCUCCAGUGGCUCCAGCUCAGACAGCAGCGACUCAGAAUGA
Molecule: messenger RNA, 2485 nt
Organism: Chaetura pelagica (chimney swift)
Lineage: Eukaryota; Metazoa; Chordata; Aves; Apodiformes; Apodidae
Gene: BRD3
Product: bromodomain containing 3
Exons: 12
Coding region: 317-2485 (722 amino acids)
Biological process (GO): chromatin remodeling; regulation of DNA-templated transcription
Cellular component (GO): chromatin; nucleus
Source: RefSeq, a predicted model, not a curated record